AUGGAACGUGCCGGCAAACAUAACGACGACGACAACGACGAUGAAGAGAGAGAUGAUUCCAGCCAGGAGAAUUUAGCUAAAUUGGUCGUUCUAUUAUUACAACACCUAUUAUCUGAUAGAAGUAGUGAUUGUGAUGAUCCGGAAUAUCAUCGAGUUUCCUGUGACGGAUGUGGUAUAAAUGGUUUUAAAAUUGAUCGAUAUAAAUGUUUAAAAUGUGAAAAUUUUGAUCUAUGUGCAAGAUGUUUUGACAGACGAAAAGAAAGUGCUCAACAUAAAAGUGGUCAUCCAAUGGCACAUUUCAAAUUACCAAAUGAACUCUUUGGUAAAAAAUAUGAUAAUUACAAAGAUGUUACUAUGACAAAUUUACAGAAAGAAUAUGCAGAUGAAGUUAAUACUAAUAUUUAUUGUGAUUUCUGUAGGAAAGACGAUUUCAAAGGUCUAAGAUUUAAAUGUGAUACGUGUCCAGAUUAUGAUCUUUGUCAACAAUGUGUUGAUAAUGGAAAAACAAAUAAAGGUCAUAAAUCGGAUCAUCCGAUGAUUGUUGCACACAAUGCAUCCCUUUCACAAAUCGAUAGGAGAGAUAUUGAUUAUGAUGAGGAUGAUUUUCUGGGUGGGGGAGCUUUUGGUAAAGUUUAUAAAGCUAAAUGGCUAUCAAAAAACCUGACCGUGGCUUGUAAAGUAAUACAUGCAAGGGCUGAAACUGCAAAAACAGACGUAAAAGCUUUUUUAAAAGAAUUAGCUGCAUAUAGAGAGCUAUCUGAAUAUCUUGAUAAAGGUAGUUUGACGCGUGUCAUUUAUAAGGAAAAUGUUUCUUUACGUCGUAAACUGGAGAUGGCUUUAAAUAUUGCUAGUGGUAUGCGUAAGAUACAUCAGCAUGGAAUGAUACAUCGUGAUAUUAAACCUGAUAAUAUUCUUGUUACAUCUCAUUACACUGCUAAAAUUGGAGACAUGGGUAUUGCACGAGUUUUGGAUCCAAAUGUUGCAAUAACUCACAUUGGUCCACAGCAGUUCAUGCCACCUGAAUUCCAAACUGGUGAAUAUGAUCAAAAAUUAGAUGUUUAUACAUUUGGAUUAACACUCAAUGAACUAUUCACUGAAACGAAACACAAGUUUGAUAUAUUUACUGGAAGAAAGACAUUAACAACACAAAGUCCAAUUCUCUCAGAACUAAUCACCCGUUGUAUCGAUUCUGAUCCAAAACAACGUCCAACAGCAGUUGAAUUAGAAAGAACUUUGAAAACAUACUAUCAUGGCUUCAACGAAANAUAUGAUCAAAAAUUAGAUGUUUAUACAUUUGGAUUAACACUCAAUGAACUAUUCACUGAAACGAAACACAAGUUUGAUAUAUUUACUGGAAGAAAGACAUUAACAACACAAAGUCCAAUUCUCUCAGAACUAAUCACCCGUUGUAUCGAUUCUGAUCCAAAACAACGUCCAACAGCAGUUGAAUUAGAAAGAACUUUGAAAACAUACUAUCAUGGCUUCAACGAAAUUGUUUUGAAACUACACUCAAGUUAUAUGCUAAUGCCAUACGACAAGAGGAAUGAGAUGUUCAUGGCAUUCUACAAACAAUUCCAUCCAAUAGCUAAGAAAGAAAUUGAGAAAAUAUUUCCUCUUCCACCAAGAUCAGUAACAAAUGCAGCUGCAGGUCGAAGUCAAACGACAGACGCAGGAAGGAGAGGAGAAGCUGCCACAAAAGUAGAUCUAGCAAGGUUACAAGAACUAUUAUCAUCAUGUAAAACUCAAUAG
This is a messenger RNA of Didymodactylos carnosus, 1749 nucleotides long. The record is from the annotation of a GenBank genome assembly. NCBI's taxonomy places the organism in Eukaryota, Metazoa, Rotifera, Eurotatoria, Philodinida, Philodinidae.